AUGACCAUGAGAGUUUGGGCAAUCUGGAAACGAAGUCGCUACGUUUGCUUCGGCCUAGUGGCGACAUAUCUUGCGCUGUCCUCCGUGUCUAUCGCAUCCAUCGUCAAAGUUCCUGCCCAACAAGACACUUUCGGUGCUGACUUGCAUUCUGCCUACGGGGUUUGCCCUCCGUAUUUCGCCCACUCUAAAGCUAUCGAUACGUGUUUCUUGGCAUUGGUAGCAUACGAAUCUGUACUCUUGGCCUUGACGCUGGUGAAGGCAAUUGACAUGUAUCGUUACGUAGAUGUCGGGACCUCGAGCUUUAUUGAUAUCUUUUUCGUGGAUGGUCAGUACCCGAACGAUCAUUGUUCAGUCCAUUUCGAUACUGAUCUGGAUGCCGAUUCCUCUCAGGACUCUUAUAAUGGCUAUAUACUGGCCGGAUCGACUGCAAAUAUCAUCGUCAGAUACAAAACCACACCUAACGAAUACAUCAAUCUCCUGAUAUCAUUACAACCAGUGUUCGAUUCUGUGCUGAUUUCACGGAUGAUGCUUCACUUGAAGCAAAACGUUGUCAAGUCCAGGCAAAAUGAUCUCCUUUCGAUACACUCAAGUAUGCCUUCCCGCUAUGGUGGUACCACUUCCGAGACGGGAAGUAUUUUCGACGUUUCGAAUUUCGACCACGCGAGAUCGUGGUUCGGGAAUGGUCUGCGACAGACGAACGUUGACUAA
Marasmius oreades (fairy-ring Marasmius) is the source of this 708-nucleotide messenger RNA. RefSeq lists its product as uncharacterized. The transcript is spliced from 7 exons. Lineage: Eukaryota; Fungi; Basidiomycota; Agaricomycetes; Agaricales; Marasmiaceae. The coding region runs from base 1 to 708 and encodes 235 amino acids. The record is from RefSeq and is a predicted model, not a curated record.